AUGGCGAAAACAUACCCGUUUGAGUUGGACCCGUUUCAAGCAACCUCGGUAGCGUGCUUGGAGCGGCGCGAGUCCGUGCUCGUGGCAGCGCACACGUCGGCGGGAAAGACUGCCGUUGCGGAGUAUGCAAUCGCGAUGGCGUUUCGCGACAAGCAGAGGGUCAUUUACACGUCCCCUCUCAAGGCUCUGAGCAACCAGAAGUACCGCGAGCUGAGUGAGGAGUUCAGCGAUGUGGGGCUCAUGACGGGUGAUGUCACCAUCGCCCCCAACGCAGCCUGCAUCGUCAUGACCACCGAAAUUCUCCGAUCCAUGCUCUACCGAGGCUCGGAAGUGCUUCGGGAGGUGGCUUGGGUGAUUUUCGACGAGAUUCACUACAUGCGGGACCGGGAACGUGGCGUGACCUGCUCCGAGCUGGACUUCCAUCCAAUGAUCGUCUUCAGCUUCCGCCGGCGAGAGUGUGAGGCGUACGCCAUGCAGCUGAGCAAGCUGGACUUCAACAGCGAGGAGGAGAGCAAGAUGGUCAAAGAGGUAUUCAACAACGCCAUAUCAGUGCUCCCCACAGAAGACCAGGACCUCCCAGCAGUGCGCCAGAUGCUGCCGCUGCUGCAGAGGGGCGUGGGCGUGCACCACUCGGGGCUGCUGCCCAUUCUCAAGGAGCUCAUCGAAAUCCUCUUUCAAGAAGGGCUUCUCAAAGUGCUCUUCGCCACUGAAACUUUCGCCAUGGGUCUCAACAUGCCGGCUCGCACCGUGGUCUUCACAGCCACACACAAGUGGGAUGGCGAGGCCAACCGGGCCAUGCACUCGGGGGAGUAUAUCCAGAUGAGUGGGCGAGCAGGGCGGCGAGGCAAGGACAGCAAAGGGAUUGUCAUCGUGAUGGUCAAUGAGGAGAUGACCAUGGAGGCGUGUAAGGAGAUGAUGCUGGGGAAGCCAGCCCCCUUGGAGAGCUCCUUCCGCCUGACGUACUACGCGCUGCUGAACCUCAUGGCUCGAGCCGAGGGGCAGUUCAACGCAGAGCACGUCAUCGCACACUCGUUUCACCAGUUUCAGCAUGACAGGCAAGUACCAGAGGUGGAGAAGAGGAUCAAGCAGCUGCACGCAGAGGCCGACGCGCUGGAAGCCGGGACUGAGGAGGAGAUUCGCGAGUACCACGCGCUGCGCCUGUCCCUGGCGGAGAAGGAGAGGCGGCUCAAAGCAGAGGUGCUGCGGCCUGAUCGAUGCCUGCACUUCCUGCAGCCGGGGAGACUGAUCCGAGUGGUGGAUGGUUUGGACGACUGGGGGUGGGGGGUGAUCGUGAACGUGAUGAAGCAGCCCUCUCAGAGCAACAGCAAAUCAGCCGUCAUCGCCCCCUCGCCCACGGCCUCUGCUGCCGCCGCAGCACCGCUCUCCACCACGGCAUACCUGGUGGACACGCUGCUGCUGUGCUCUCCCGUUGUGGAGAGUGGAGCAGCGGACGGCUCCACUGCCCAACUUGUGCCACGCCCGUGCGCCCUGGACGGGAACGGGGACAUGCACGUGAUCCCUGUAAAGCUCCCAGCAGUGGCCAGAAUAGGCGCGCUCAGGAUUGCUCUCCCCACGGAUCUUCGCCCCAAGGAGGCCCGCCAGGCCGUGCUGGUGACACUCAGGGACGUCACCCAGCGGUUCCCUGACGGGCUGCCGAUUCUAGAUCCGGUGGAGGACAUGGGCAUCACGGACGAGUCGUUUCUGGACUUGGUCCACUCCAUUGACCAGGACGAGAGCAAGCUGGCCACGCAUCCCCUUUUCAAGGCGGAGGUAGCAGAGCAGAAGCUGGAGGUGCUCAAGAGGCGAGGGCAACUGCUGGCAGAGGCACAGCGGCUAAAGAUGAAGACAAGGGAGUCACAGCUUUCUCUGUUCAAAUCCGAGCUGAGGAACCGCUCACGGGUGCUCAAGCGGCUGGGCCACAUCGACUCAGACGGGGUGGUGCAGCUCAAGGGCCGGGCGGCGUGUGUGGUCACGACAGGCGAUGAGCUGCUGGUGACGGAGCUGAUGCUGGAGGGGGCUUUCAAUUCCAUGGACCCGCACCAGUUGGUUGCUGUUACCAGCUGCUUCUUGCCUUCCGAAAAGUCAAAUGAGGAGCAGCCUGUGGCAGCAGACUUAAAGCCGCAUUACAAUGUCCUAAGGGAAGCAGCGCAGCAUAUAGCACGGGUGCAGAUUGAAGAGAAGAUAGAGGUGGACGAGGAGGAGUACGUGGAUCAAUUCCGGCCGACGCUCAUGAGCGUGUUCUACCAGUGGUCCAAGGGAGAGUCAUUUGGCAAGGUCAUAGACAGCACGGAUGUGUUUGAGGGAACGAUUGUGCGUGUGGCUCGACGGCUCGAUGAGCUUCUAAACGAG
This is a messenger RNA of Closterium sp. Naga37s-1, 2349 nucleotides long. The record is from the annotation of a GenBank genome assembly. Lineage: Eukaryota; Viridiplantae; Streptophyta; Zygnematophyceae; Desmidiales; Closteriaceae.